Molecule: messenger RNA, 594 nt
Organism: Auanema sp. JU1783
Lineage: Eukaryota; Metazoa; Nematoda; Chromadorea; Rhabditida; Rhabditidae
Source: the annotation of a GenBank genome assembly
AUGAUGUUUUUGAAUUUAACAAAGAAUCGUCAAUUCCCAUAUCUCGGUUUCUGUGGCGUGUCCUUCGUUUUUACUUUGACUUCAUUAGUAGUCAGCAUCAUCUCAGCUUUUGUUGGAGGAUGGAUUCAAGAAGGACCAGGUGUCUAUAUAGCCUCGUUCGAUAAAAAUCCAGAAUACGUUUGGAUCAAUACAUUGUUCCAAAUCGCCAUAAUGAUAACUGAGUUAACGACUUUGCUUCUGCUAGCUCUUUUCAUUUACACGGAAAAAGAAACUUUGAAACGACUCUCUUUGUCUGUUGCCAUAGUUUCACUUAUUGUAUCAUUAGAGCUGUUAAUUUUUGUGAUGAUAUGGUAUCCUCCUCAGGCGAUGGAACAUCAAAGCAAAUACGAUCCAGAUCACGAAGUGGUGCUUUCUUCCUUUUAUUGGAAUCUGUUCUUCGUGGUAAUCUGCGACGCGUUUGCAAUCACGAAUGCGAUUCUUACAUUCAAAGAAUACAAUGCAUUCACUCAAUAUAUUCCGGCACAGGCGAUAUACCAUACUCCUAAGUUUGACAAUGACGAGAAAAAAGGACUCUAUAUCGGCUUGAGAUAUUGA